AUUUUCUAGAUGCUGAACAUCCACUUGAGAUAAACUCAUCUAUAAAAUGGUCAGUCAUUGUGCAAGUGAACUCACCAAAGCAAAGCUGCAAAAAUCACUGAAAAGAAAGAAAAGAAAAUGGCUGCCUCUUUGCAACCACUGUUCUCAGCAAUGACAUUCCUGUUGUUGAUUGCUUCUCUGAUUGGGUCCUCCGAAGCUGCCGGAAUUGUCCGAUACUGGGGCCGAGGCCAUACAGAACCAAAAAGUGUGAGUGAGUUCUGCAGGCAAGAAUUCGCCACCGACGUUAAUAUUGCCUUUCUGGAAGAUUUCGGCAGUGGCCAGGUGCCUCAAUUGAGCAUAAUUCAUCCUCGGCCGAGCGCAGCAGACAUAGAAUCUUGCCAGAAACAUCAAACCAAAGUCUUUAUUUCUCUCGCAGGACCUCCGAGUCUUUCUUCCGUCGAAGAUGCAGAAGAAGUGGCAGCCUAUAUCUGGAACACUUACUUAGGCGGUCAGUCAAGCGACCGUCCAUUCGGCAAAGCUGUUUUAGAUGGUGUAGAGCUUCACAUCCACAGCGGAAACACGAAUUACUUGGAUGAUCUUGCUCGGGCACUUAAGGGAUACCCAAAUGUGAUCUUAGCUGUAGCGGCGGAAUGUCCUAUUCCUGACCCUGCUCUUGACGCAACUAUCAAAACUGGACUCGUUGAUCAGGUGCGGGUGGAAUUUUUCGACAACCCAUCUUGUCAGAUUAGGCCUCCAAAGGAUACCAGUCUCCUCUUCCGGAGUUGGGACAGGUGGUCUAAUUAUAGAGGCGUUAAUCUAUUGUUCCUGGGAAUACCUAUAUCCAAGGAUAUCGCACCUGAGGGCGGUUACAUCCCACCUAAUGUGCUAGUUGAUGACGUUCUUCCCUAUCUGAAGAACUCUUCUGUUUAUGGAGGCAUCAUGGUCUUCCCCUACCUUCAUCACGAGGCAACUUUCAAGUCCAUGCUACGGUCCUAUGCUGGUGCUGUCUGAUCAGUUCCUCUCGAUCGCUAUCUACCGAAGGAGGGAUGAAAUCAAAUGUACUCCUGGUUGUUAAUCCCGGAGACGAAAAUGAUAAAUAAAUAAACAAUGGGCUGGUCAUCCAUGCCCAAAUUAAAUAAAAUUGUCG
Coffea eugenioides is the source of this 1126-nucleotide messenger RNA. RefSeq names its product acidic endochitinase-like. Gene Ontology annotation, biological process: carbohydrate metabolic process. Gene Ontology annotation, molecular function: chitinase activity. Lineage: Eukaryota; Viridiplantae; Streptophyta; Magnoliopsida; Gentianales; Rubiaceae. The transcript has a single exon. Gene Ontology annotation, cellular component: extracellular region. The record is from RefSeq and is a predicted model, not a curated record. Bases 118 to 990 code for a protein of 290 amino acids.